This is a messenger RNA of Metarhizium acridum CQMa 102, 1077 nucleotides long. Lineage: Eukaryota; Fungi; Ascomycota; Sordariomycetes; Hypocreales; Clavicipitaceae. The record is from RefSeq and is a predicted model, not a curated record.
AUGAAAGGAGACUCUACCAGCUCAUUGAUCUCUUCGGCAAUUUCUCAAGUGAAUGCUGGUGCUGGUUAUACCUAUACUCAUGCAUUUGAUGGAUUCUCUGCUUCUCUUAGUCCCCAGAAGUUGGAACAAGUCCGAAGCAACCCUAACGUCGACUUUAUAGAGCAGGAUGCCGUCGUAAACAUCUCUGGCACCCAAGAGGGUGCUGGUUGGGGUCUUUCUCGUCCUUCCAACAAGCGGCCCGGCAGCACCAUUUCCACCUACUACGACAGCGCUGGCGCUGGCACUUGUGCCUUUGUCAUUGACACCGGUAUCGAGGCUGAUCACCCCGAGCUUGAGGGCCGCGCCAAGUUCCUCAACAACUUUGCCGAUGAUGGCGAUGAUAGCGACGGCCACGGCUGCGGCACCCACGUCUCGGGCACUAUUGGCUCCCUAACCUACCAGUUGACGGCGUUGCUAAGAAGACCAAUAUCUAUGGUGUCAAGGCGCUGGAUGCCAGCGGUUCUGGAGAAACGUAUAUCUACCCAUAUUGAUUUUGCGGACCUUGGUAGCUCUACAUGGCUGAUGACGGCCAUUAGUUCUGGUGUUAUUGCUGGUAUGGACCAUGUCGCCAAAGAGUCUCAGAACCAGUCCUGCCCUAACGGCACCGUCGUUAAUAUGUCUCUUGGCGGCCCAAAGUCUGAUGCCAUCAAUGAAGCCACCGCUGGUAUUACCAAGGCUGGCCUCUUUCUUGCCGUUGCUGCUGGGAAUAGUAGAGAUGAUGCCGCCAACUACUCGCCUGCAUUUGCUUCAACUGACUGCACUGUCGGCGCCACAACCAAAAAAGAUGCCUUGGCUAGCUAUUCUAAUAUUGUCAGUCUUAUCAAGGUCCUUGCCCGCGGCUCUGAUAUCUUGUCUACCUGGAUCGGAUGCCUGACGAAUACUAUCUCCGGCACUUCUAUGGCAUUUCUUCAGGUUACUGGUAUCGGUGCCUGCUUCCUUGGGCUGGGAGGCAACGUUGCCGGUCUCUGCGAGUUCGUUGUCUCAAAGGACUUGAAUAAUUUGUUAAACGGGAUCCCCAAGGUACUGUUAAUAUCUUGA